UUAGUUCAACAUGAAUGUAUUUUAUGUUUAACCACUCUAGACCUUACGAGUAACAGAAAGCGUACCUCGCUUUUAAUAAAAAUUGGAUUGGUUGAAAUGCUGGCAUGACAGCUGUUGCUAGUUACCCUGGUAAUAAUUAAAAAGAAAAAAGGAGUGGAUAGUUUCUGCAAACGGGGAUUUUUAUUAAGCUUUGAUGUGGGAAAAAGUAGAAACAGUGGUAGGGAACCUUAACAAACUUGCAGGAAGGGAUUAGGGAAGGAAUCAGAUUCGCUAACAUUGCCAAAAAGAAUCCAUGUAUUACUACUGCUUUGGUUUACUAGUGCUUUCUCCACACGUAUUCUUCUCCACCCUCUUCCUUUAUAUGUGCAUAUUGUCAAACUUUCUUUGCACAAUUCUUCAUGUAAUUUCAUCGACCUCAAGUUAGAAAGAACAAAGAUCGAUUGAUAGGCAGAGGAAGUAAGAAAAAUGGAAAAACAUUUCAAUCUGUUAAUGUUACCACUUUUACCAGUUGUUAUGUUUCUUUCAGGACCAAAGUUAUCCGAAUCUGCUAGAACUUUCACCAUUGUAAACAAUUGCAAAGAGACAGUCUGGCCUGCAGUGAUUCCUGCGGACAACUUCACUGCUGGUAGUUUUGUGCUAAAACCGGGCCAGUCAAUCCUGUUCACUGCCCCAGUUAGCUGGUCUGGCAGGAUAUGGGGUCGAACAGGCUGCAACUUUGACAAAAAUGGCAAUGGCUCGUGCCAGACCGGCUGUGGCAGCACCCACCAGUGUGGAGCCUCAGCAAAGCCCCCAGCAACACUCGCUGAAUUCACAUUGGCCAAGCAAGACUUUUAUGAUGUGAGCCUUGUUGACGGGUUCAACCUGCCGUUGGUUGUGACACCUCUAAAUGGUACGGGAAAUUGCAGUGUAUCUGGUUGUGACACGGACCUGAGACCGAAUUGCCCGAAAGAGCUAGCUGUCAAGGCAAAUGGGAAGAAUAUUGGAUGCAGAAGCGCGUGUGACGUGUUCAACACAGAUGAGUACUGCUGCCGAGGGCGUUAUGGCAAUGCUGCGGUGUGUAAACCCACAUAUUAUUCCAAGAAGUUCAAAGAAGCAUGCCCUACUGCCUACAGUUAUGCUUACGAUGAUCCGACCAGUAUCUUUACUUGCUCGGGCACAGAUUACGUCAUCGCUUUCUGCUCAACCAGGAAGCAACCGAUGUGCACAUAUCGCCACCACAAGAUUCCGUGUCCUAAUGUAUCUGGAUCAGUAGGUUUAAAGUCAUUGAGGAAGCAACCGAUGUGCACAUAUCGCCACCACAAGAUUCCGUGUCCAAAUGUAUCUGGAUCAGUAGGUUUAAAGUCAUUGAGAUGGUGGGCUGUGAUGCUUGGAUUGUUAACGAUGAUUAAUUUAUGGAUUAAUUUUUGAAAAAAUAGUAUUUUUCCUCUCCAAGUUUAGAGGUGUAUUUUACAUCCCUUUUGAACUUAGAAGCAGCACUUCAAAAGAAAAACUUUAUUUCAGAGUAUUUUCCAUGCACCAUGCUGGUUGGUUGUACAAGUGAAGUUGUUCAUUUUAUUCUUUUCUUUUCAAAGAGAAUAUAUUUGAAUGCAGUUUCUUUACACAAA
Messenger RNA from Malus domestica (apple), 1604 nucleotides. The record is from RefSeq and is a predicted model, not a curated record. Lineage: Eukaryota; Viridiplantae; Streptophyta; Magnoliopsida; Rosales; Rosaceae.